AUGUCGCACCCCUGGGCCGCCGCGCGGGACCCCGCCGAGCUGGCGCUCCUGGACGGCAGCGACCCCCGCGCCUGGCUGCCCGCGCUGCACGGCCUGUGCCCGGCGCGCGCCCCCCGGUGCCCGCUGCCCGGCGCCGAGCCCGACCCUCCGGACGGGCCCCCGGCCCGGGGCGCCCCGGACGCGCGCGGGCGGCCGCCGCCGUGUCCGCGCCGCGCGGCGGGCCCGGGGGGCGCGGGGCCCCCGGCGAGCGGGGUGCAGAAGCAGCGGCGGCUGGCGGCCAACGCGCGCGAGCGGCGCCGCAUGCACGGGCUCAACCACGCCUUCGACCAGCUGCGCAACGUCAUCCCGUCCUUCAACAACGACAAGAAGCUCUCCAAGUACGAGACGCUGCAGAUGGCGCAGAUCUACAUCAACGCGCUGUCCGAGCUGCUGCAGGCGCCCGCCGGGGACCCCGCGCCGCCCGCGCCGCCGCCCGCGCUGCCCCCCGCGCUGCCGCCCGCGCCGCCCGCGCCCGGCGACCCCCGCGCCCCGCGCGCCCCGGGCCCCGCGCCCGCGCCCGGCGCCGGCCGGACUCGCCUGGCCGCGGGCGCCCCGGCUGGGGGCGGCGGCUACGCGGGCCCGCUGGGCGCCCUGCACCUGGCGGCCUUCGACGGCGGCGCCCUGGCGGCCGUGGUGGCGCAGAAGGGCCUGGCCGGCCCCGCGCUGCUGCCCCCCGCGCCCGACGACGGCAGCAAGACGUCCCCGCGCUCGCACCGCAGCGACGGCGAGUUCUCCCCGCGCUCCCACUACAGCGACUCGGACGAGGCCACUUAG
Molecule: messenger RNA, 813 nt
Organism: Sorex araneus (European shrew)
Lineage: Eukaryota; Metazoa; Chordata; Mammalia; Eulipotyphla; Soricidae
Gene: ATOH1
Product: atonal bHLH transcription factor 1
Exons: 2
Coding region: 1-813 (270 amino acids)
Molecular function (GO): protein dimerization activity
Source: RefSeq, a predicted model, not a curated record